AUGGAAACCAAAGAAUCCCCUGGGAAAGAAGGUAUGGGAGCCAAGAGGAAGAAUUUGACCUUCUUGAAACACAGACUGUACAUGUUGGAGAGAAGGAAGACAGAUACCGUUGUUGAGAACAGUGUUUCUGUGGACCAGGGUAACUCUGGCACUUUGAGGAGGAGCCAAUCCGACAGGACAGAAUACAGCCAGAAAUUACAAGAAAAGAUGGCCCCCCAAGCAGGAUCCUUGCCACCCGUCACAUCACUGAAGGAGAAUGAAGAGAAGCUGACCAGGCAAAUGAUGGCCAAGAGAGUAAAAAUCAUUGCAGAACUGGUACAGACAGAGAAGGACUACCUCCAUGACCUGGAGCUAUGCAUCAGGGAAAUAGUCCAGCCCUUAAGAAACAAGCAGAUUGUUAGGUUUGACGUGGACGGCUUGUUUAGCAACAUUGAAUCAGUCCAUCAGAUAUCAGCCAAACUGUUGUCAUUGUUGGAAGAAGCCACAGCAGACGUGGAACCACCUAUGCAAGUAAUUGGGGAAGUCUUCUUGAAGAUUAAAGGCCCACUAGAAGACACAUAUAAAAUCUACUGCUAUCACCACGACGAUGCACACACCAUGCUCGAAUCCUAUGAAAAGGAUGAAGCACUGAAGCAGCAUUUAAAACACUGUGUACAGUCCUUAAAAAAGAUAUAUGAGGAAGAAGGAAAAUCAAAUUUAAUGGACAUGGGAUCCCUGAUGAUCAAACCAAUACAGCGUGUGAUGAAAUACCCUUUGUUACUAUGUGAGCUCUUGAAUUCGACUCCUGCUUCUCACCCUGACCACAAGGCACUGCAAGACGCCUUCGCUGCUGUGAAAGACAUUAAUGUGAACAUCAAUGAACUUAAAAGAAGGAAAGAUUUAGUGUUGAAGUAUAAGAAGAAUGAUGAAGAAGAAUCUCUUAAAGAGAAGUUAUGCAGAUUGAAUAUUCACUCCAUUAGCAAGAAAUCCAAGAGGGUUACUAGCCACCUGAAAAUUCUGACAGGAGGAGAACCACAGGUGAAAGACCAGACCUUCAAUAAGGAAGAAAAACUAUUCAGAAGUUUAGAAAAGACUGUGAAAUUUUGUGUGAAGAAUAUUUCAUUCUCCCUUCAACAUCUGCAGGAUUCCAUGCUUCUAGCGGCACAGAAUAUAACUGAACUACAAGGUAUUUUACACAACAAAGAUGAUGAAGGCAAUGGCUGUUCAAAAAUGCCAAAUAACAUUGGAAACCCUCGGGAAGGCUUUGUGGACCAACUGGAAAAGCUGGUUUUAACCCCUCUCUCGGCUCUACAGGCCUUGUUUCCAGGCCCCCAGAAGCUUAUCCAGAAGCGUUAUGACAAGCUGCUGGAUUACAAUGGCUGCCUUCAAAGGACUGCAGGAGACGAACUGGAUCUGGCAAAGAAGGACUAUGAGGCUCUCAACGCGCAGCUCGUGGAGGAACUUCAGGUGUUCAACAGGACAGCCAAGAAGAUUGUGAUGAACUGUCUGCAUUGCUUCAUAACAGUCCUCAGGGACAUGAUGUGCUCAGCAUUUCAAUCAUACUCGACCAUUGUGGUGCCUGUUCCGCUGUCUUCCUCAAGCAUCUGUGAAGUGCAAAAUCAGUUGAUGGAAGAGUUUCACAAUCUAAAUUUUGUAAAAGAAAACAGCAGUGCAACAUUUAUUGAGAGAAAACUGAGCUUUGAAAAGAAGAAAUCUGCCCCAAUCCAACCUGAAUCUCCACGUCAGACAGAGAGCCAAAGAUCCAAGCUACAGUCUACAAACAGCACCGAGUCACUCUAUCAAGCUAAGCGCAAAUGCAAUGCCACACAGGAAUUGGAUAUUGAUUUAUAUGAAGGUGAACUGGUGGCUGUUGUUGAGCAGAAGGAUCCCUUUGGAAGUACAAGCAGGUGGCUUGUUGACACAGGAGUUCUUAAAGGGUAUGUGUAUUCCUCCUUCCUGAAGCCCUACAAUCCAACCAAGGUGCAGAAGGAUGUAGCAGAAACCAGUUUCUGUGAUGAUGAUUUCGAUAACAUCAGCCUUUUUGUCUCUUCACGGCCUACCAAUGAUAGCAGUGCAAGAAGUUUAGGACAUAAGAGGAGUGACAGCAGUUCGUCUAAUAAUAGCCAGUGUGAAAAACCUGCUAUUAACGGGACAGAACCUGAGCCUGAUGUGGAUGAUCAACAUACUUUCUAUGCUGUUUAUGCAUUUCAAGCAAGAAGCCAUCAGGAACUCAGUCUUCAGGAGUACCAGCGAGUUCGAAUACUUCAGUUUUCUGAUCUGAGUGGCAAUAAAGAAUGGUGGUUAGCAGAAGCCAAAGGACAGACAGGCUAUGUACCUGCCAACUAUCUUGGGAAGAUGACAUAUGCCUAGGAACAGAAAGGAUUGUGGGGACUAGUUUCUCUGAAAUAGGGACUCAUAGUCAUAAUAAUAAUCUGUUAUAAUUUACAGCAAGCAGGGGAAACACACGAGUGAUUGAUAACCCAGCUGUAAUAUUUGGAGAGCUACACAGGCUAUGCUGAGAACUCCUAUGUGCUAAAAGCUAUUACAUUGUCAAGACCUGAGGAAGAGAAAGUGUUUAACAAGAUUCUCUCUGAUGAACAUCCUGAAAUGCUUGCUGUUUCUUUACCCAUUCAUUUAUGAAUUAUGGUACUAAGUCAGGAGUUAACACACAAAUACAAGCAUAGCUAAGCUUUCUAGGGGUGUUUCUUCAUCAUAAUAAAUGAACAGUAUAGAAACCCAAGAGAAUUAAUUUUUGAAAAGGACAGAUUGUGACUUCAGAGUUGCUGCAGAGACUCUGUUGUUCAGACUGAGAUGACUAUUCCUUCCCAAAAUCUUAUUAAUUGCUCAGAACUUUACUUUUUGGGCUGCGGACAUAUACAGAAAGUCAUCUGAGCCACUUUUCAAUCAUUAGAGAUGAAAACUGUUGUCUUUCAUGUUGGAAGAACAUUGUCCUUUUUUGUACUUGAUAAUUCAAAAAAGGGCUAUUUUAAAACUUUACAUUUGGCAAGUACCGUGAGACAUGCAUGUUGCCAAAUUUGGAAUAAUAAAAAAAAGCUUGUUGAGAAAUAAGCAAGUUAUCUUUUGACAAUGACAUAUGUAUCAGAUACAAUAUGUAAUUUUUCAUAACUUAAAUAUGUACCAUAUAGCUCCAGAUAUAUGCCCCACUAAUACGUUUAUAUUUGGAGACCUGCACAUUGACAAAUCCAGCUUUUUUUUCAGUCAUUAGGCUUUAAAAUAAAACCAAGAGGUGCCUUUGUUUGAAUGCCUUAUUGCAGUGGUUUUCAACCUGAAGUCUGUGGACCCUAGCAGUCCGCAGACUAUAGCUAAGAGGUCUGGUAAAAUAAAUGUUUAGAUCUCAGAAAAGGUAUUCCAUUUUUCUGAUCAAUUAAAAGUAUGUGAAUACUCCCACCUACAGGUCAAAACCUAGAAGUGUUGUUGUUGCCACUAAAGCCCACACUUUAGCACCUUUUUAUGUUGUGUCCAAUGCCAUGCUGAGCAGAUGCAACAUUUACUGAUGAAUUCUAUUCAGUCAGUUUUCAGUUUAAAGACUUCCAUGGUCCUGGUCCGUGGGCCACAGGCUGAAUUUCCUGAGGAGUUCACAUUUCUAUUUUAAAUAUUUUAGGGGAACAUAAAUAAAAAAAGAUUGAAAACCUCUCCUUUAUUGCUUAUGUGACCCUGAGAUAACAGUGCCUUGAGAAAGUUCAUUUAGGUGUCAGGACUCAUGGUGUGGUACAGUGUCUCCUUCAAGUACAUUCAUUAGUCUUGGAGUAGGUGACUAUUAGAUUGGAGGGUGGAAACAACUAAUUGUAUUUGUGCAAUAAUUAGACUUUUUAGUGUUUGUAGGAUGAGAGGCUAGAACACAGAAAUACAAAAUUAUGAGGAAAAAGGUGACCACUGCAGGACUGCUCUUAUAAGUCCCUCUUCAUUACACACUGGAAAGACUUCUCUGGAUUACAAAAAUCACCAGGUCAGACCUAUAGCCCCCCUCUGACUUGAAAUGGUGACUUACCAACAUAUAAGCCCUUGUCAGGUGUUUUCUGUCUUACAUCAUUGAUAAAUAUAUUGUGACAUAGGCAACAGUUAGAAUAAAGCCACGGACUGCAUGUUUCCUGAUCCUGUAGUCCAAAUGUAGAGUUUAAAGGUAAAAUGAAUGAAACCAUUUACAAGGAUUCAGAACAACAAAAAACAAACAAAACCCCCCAAAAACAGGAGACUGUCAGUGAAGGUAGGAGAGAGGCUAGGAUUGCUCAGGAAGUGUAAAGAGGUCUGUUAAAAGAAAAAACUAGCUUUAAUUUUUCUAAGAAAGGAAGAGAAACUUGUGGAACUCUCAGAAGAGCAGAGGCAUGGCAGGUCACAAAGGAACUUUAGUCUUUUAUACAUUGUAUGAAGAAAAGGCUUGAGAGUUCAUUGCCAUGGACGUAGAUUUCGUAUUUGAACUUCUGUGAUCUGCCACAAUCUAAAUGAUCGAUAAUUAACUAUAUGGUUAUGCUGCCUUAUUUGUGGUGCACAGCAUCGUACCAAACUAUUGCAAUUUCUGUGACUGGAAUGCUCCCAUCCUAGUCCACCUGUUUAAAAUGCAGUCGGUAUUGUAAAUAAUAUUACCUUUAUGUGAAGUAAAAUACAAAACCCCUUUGGGUUGGAUGGUUAUGUCAGCUUGGUGCUGUGCAAUCUUCAUUAUACUUAAUGGGUACUACAGGCCUUAAAGGCCCAUGCAUAGAGUUGAAUAUACUCCAAUAAUAAAUUGCACUAAUUUUGUCUACCGAUAAAAAUUGCUCAGAACUUGAAAUAAAAAAUCUUGUUAUGGGAAAGAUCCCCAGCAAGAAGUUUUCCAGCACCUCUUAUAUUUAAAUAUAUCUUAGAGAGGAUCUGCUAUCUGCAGUUGCUGCAAACUGUUUUAAAGUGGCUGAACUGUGUGCAAUAGGUUUAAUAAGCUCCUACAAACACAGUGAUGAAGCUUUGUAUGCUAGGGACUGUAGUUAAAUGAAAGAACUAGGGAGCAAGAUAUUUAAAAGGGACCAGUGAUUUUGAAUGGUUCUGGGUGUGGGUGCCCAGCAUGAGGUCUCUGUCUUGAUUCCACAGAGAAUGAAGGACUGCGCUCUAGUACUAAAGGAUGGGCUUUUCAAAGGAACCAGAGGGAGCUGUCCAUCUAAGCCCUAUGGAAUUUCAUAGGAUUUGGAAGCCUAUUUCCUCAGGCCCUUUUGAAAACCACAGCCUUAGCGGCUGGUGCCUAGAAUAUAUAUUUUAUAUUUUAGAAUAAAAAUAAUCUGUGCAUCUUGAAUUAUAUCCACUUUCUUCCAUCAACCACAAUCACUUUGGACUUUUACUGUAAUGUACUCAGUAUUGACUCAUGGGAUCGACUUUGAUCAUGUCUGAACUCUUGUUUAAACUCUUUUAAAUUAAUGAAAAUAUAUUUAUUUUGCCAACUUUUAUGUGUUUUUUAAAUUAAUAAAUUCAAGCCAAGAGCAUUGCCAAGAUGAUGAGAAGUUGUCUGAAUUCAUGUCUUGCCUACACUAAAGGAAUUUAACAAAAAUUCUAAUGAGUAGAUCUAGUUAAAUGCUUAAAUUAAAACAUCACCGACUUAUCUACAUUAGGGCUCCCUACACUGCUAACAAUGGAAGUGAACUGGUUUUAGUAAAGGUGUGAUUUGGGAGUGGGAAGACAAUUUUUUCUAAUGCAGACAAGACUACAGUAUUCAAAGGGCCUGUUCCUGUUAAUAACAAAACUCUGUUGCCAGAGGCAUGUAGAUUAGGCUACCAGACAUAGGAAAAUGAAG
Molecule: messenger RNA, 5752 nt
Organism: Pelodiscus sinensis (Chinese soft-shelled turtle)
Lineage: Eukaryota; Metazoa; Chordata; Testudines; Trionychidae
Gene: ARHGEF38
Product: Rho guanine nucleotide exchange factor 38
Cellular component (GO): cytoplasm
Molecular function (GO): guanyl-nucleotide exchange factor activity; protein binding
Source: RefSeq, a predicted model, not a curated record